Molecule: messenger RNA, 2170 nt
Organism: Coregonus clupeaformis (lake whitefish)
Lineage: Eukaryota; Metazoa; Chordata; Actinopteri; Salmoniformes; Salmonidae
Gene: phkg2
Product: phosphorylase kinase, gamma 2 (testis)
Exons: 10
Coding region: 186-1358 (390 amino acids)
Biological process (GO): protein phosphorylation; glycogen biosynthetic process
Cellular component (GO): phosphorylase kinase complex
Molecular function (GO): phosphorylase kinase activity; ATP binding; calmodulin binding
Source: RefSeq, a predicted model, not a curated record
AGGUAAGGGAUUGCGCUCCAGAAUGUAAACAAUCAAGAUGGUAGCUGAACGUUAGAUAGUUAGCAACCCUAGACAUAUUGCAAUGCAAUAGUUGCUCAUCAGUUUGGUAGUAUUGUCAGUGAUACUCGACACGAUCUAUCUUCUAUCAAUCUCGUAGUUUGAUUGCAUUUGAUUAAGCUGUCACCAUGACUCGAGAUAUAGUGAUUGGAGAUGAACUACCUGACUGGGUGGGAGCCAAGGAGUUCUACCAGAAAUAUGACCCAAAAGAGGUGAUUGGCAGAGGUGUGAGUAGUGUGGUGCGCAGAUGUGUGCACAAGCACACAGGGCAGGAGUUGGCAGUGAAGAUUAUAGAGAUCACAGCUGAGAAGAUGACGGCACAGCAGCUGGAAGAGGUGAAGAGCUCCACACUGAAGGAGAUCCAGGUCCUCAAUAUGGUCAAAGGACACUCCUCUAUCAUCACUCUCAUUGAUUCCUAUGAGUCAACAACCUUCAUAUUUUUGGUAUUUGACCUCAUGAGGAGUGGAGAGCUUUUCGACUACCUGACAGAGAAGGUCACUCUCAGUGAGAAGGAAACUAGGUGUAUGAUGCGAUGUCUCCUGGAAGCUGUCCAAUACCUCCAUUCCCUCAACAUAGUUCACCGGGACCUGAAACCUGAAAACAUUCUGCUGGAUGACCAGGGACACAUCAAACUCUCUGACUUUGGCUUCUCUGUCCAGCUUCAGCCAGGCAAGAAUCUGAGAGAGCUUUGUGGGACGCCAGGUUAUUUGGCACCUGAAAUCCUGAAAUGCUCCAUGGAUGAGACGCAUCAGGGAUAUGGGAAGGAAGUUGACCUUUGGGCGUGUGGGGUGAUUCUGUUUACCCUGCUGGCUGGCUCUCCACCCUUCUGGCACCGCAAACAGCUGCUGAUGCUCAGAAUGAUCAUGGAGGGCCGCUACCAGUUCAGCUCCCCAGAGUGGGAUGACAGGUCUGACACCGUCAAAGAUCUGAUUACCAGGUUGCUGGUGGUGGACCCAAUUGUCCGUCUCACCGCUGAACAAGCCUUGGCUCAUUCCUUCUUUAGGCAGUACCAAAGGGACGAGGUGCGUCACUUCAGUCCCCGGAAGACAUUCAGGGUACUGAUCCUGAGUGUGCUGGCCUGUAUCCGUAUGUACUGUCGCUACCGCAGGGCCAGGCCACUGACGCGGGAGGUCCUGGCCAGAGACCCCUACUCCCUGAAGGGAGUGCGCAAACUUAUCGACGGCUGCGCCUUCAGGAUCUAUGGACACUGGGUUAAGAAAGGGGAGCAGCAAAACAGGGCUGCCCUCUUCCAGAAUACGGCUAAAAUAUUGCUUCUUGGUUUAGAGGACUUUGAAACUUAAAAGGUCAUACUUGUUCUAGUAACUGCAUUAACCUUAUGUAGUUUAACAGGUUUUACAUUUUGGUGUGCAUAUUUUUUUCCUUAUGAAUGUUAGGUCUCGUUACAUAUGAUGAGGAAUUCAGGGUCCAGUGACAUGUUAGCCUUAAUGCGGAUAAUGGCUCAUAAUUAUUUAUGGUUAAGUGGAUUUGAGAUCGAUGUAGAUUCCAAGAGAGUGCUUUUUGAGACUACUCAAAUCAGCUGGCAAUGGUUUUAGAAAGCAAAAGUGACAAAGCCACUUCAAUGCACUAUAUUGUACACAUAGGGCAAAAAAGGUGAACAUAUAUCCAUACCCCGAUGAUGCAGUUAAUGCUUGAAAAGUAAAAGUAUUUUAUUGGUAUGACAUUCUUUAUCGAGUUGGCGUAACAUUCUUUUUUCAUUGUUUACUUCUAUUUGCUACCUAAACCUGUAUUUUAACAAUCAUGUAUUCUUACUGAAUCUAAAAUAACAAAGUGAUUGCAGAAGAAACAUUAAACAUUCCAAAUAUAGUUUUCCAAUUUCCACUGAUAUUUUAAGAUAAGGGUAUAGGAAAAGACGAAAUAACUGUUACCCCAGUCAGAUUAGUUUCCUUUCUGCGUUUGGUGUUUAGUGCAAUACAACAAUUAUUGUAACAAAUAGCAUUCCUUUUCAGUCCAGUGUGAGAUUUACUCAACUAAGUGUACCUUUGCCUGAAUGAAACUGGCAUUCCUCAAUAAGUGGUGUACAAUAAUUGUAUAACUAUAAAAGACAUGUUUUAUUUAUAAUAAUAAUAAUAAAAGUAACCUAUUUACUUUGUCA